AUGUCUACGAAGCAAGCGCUGGCUCUCGAUUGGGCCGUGCACCGGUAUCUCUGGAGAGGUCAGGCGCUGUACAUCCGGUCGUUGUUUGAGGCGAAUAAAAACAUACGAGAUCCCAGACAACAGAGGGCAUUGUUCCAAGAGGCGGAGGAGCUGCUUGAGAAGUGGAAACACCCUGAUCCAUACCAUGCACCAACCGCCCCCGGAGGAUCCAAGUUUGAAAGAAACCUCCCAGCACCAAUUCUCGACCCGCCACGUCCUAUGAUUUUGUAG
Amorphotheca resinae ATCC 22711 is the source of this 270-nucleotide messenger RNA. RefSeq lists its product as hypothetical. Bases 1 to 270 code for a protein of 89 amino acids. The transcript has 5 exons. NCBI's taxonomy places the organism in Eukaryota, Fungi, Ascomycota, Leotiomycetes, Helotiales, Amorphothecaceae. The record is from RefSeq and is a predicted model, not a curated record. Gene Ontology annotation, biological process: mitochondrial electron transport, NADH to ubiquinone.